AUGCUACAUUCGCUAACGCUGCGUGAGUCUCAAACUUACUUUUGUGUACCUUUUUACAGUAAUCAUCGCUCUGUUAAUUCCACUUGCACAUCUCAGCAAGCAUGCUAACCAACUUUACGAAGAUCUCUUAUACAGCUACAACAAAAGUGUUAGACCAGUUAGCAACACAAGUCAACCUGUCAUGGUGCAAUUUGGAGCAUCGCUGAUCAGAAUAAUUGACGUAGUAAGUCCGCCUUUACCGAGCUUGGACGAAAAAGCCAGAACGAACUGA
Messenger RNA from Bursaphelenchus xylophilus (pine wood nematode), 271 nucleotides. Lineage: Eukaryota; Metazoa; Nematoda; Chromadorea; Rhabditida; Aphelenchoididae. The record is from the annotation of a GenBank genome assembly.